AUGUCUUUGUGGGAUAAUACUGCAUUUUCUUCAGUUGUUAAAAAUACAAAUAACAAUCAAGAAAACAUUAGUGACGAAGAUAAAGAAACAGAAAUGAAUGAUAUUCCAAUGGAAGAAGAAAGUGAAGAUGAAAAUAUAGAUAAAGAAGAGGUUUCAACAGAGGAAGGAAUUAAUGAAGAUGAAGAUAUAAGUAAUGAGGAUGAAGAAAUUAGUGAAGAUGAAGGUAAUGAUAGUGUAAGUAAUGAAGAUGAUAAUGAAGAAGAUGACGAUAAUGAAAAUGAGGAAGAAAAUGAUGAUAAUGAAAGUAAUGAAGAAGAUGAAGAUAUAAGUAAUGAAGAAGAUGAAGGGGAAGAAUUAGAGUCAAAAUCAGAAGAAGAUAUUGAUGCAAAAGAUAUUGUUUUAGGAGGUGUUCCACAAAAAGAAAGUGAUAAAGAAGAAUCAUCAGAGGAGGAUGAAAAACCAAAAUAUAAAAGUAAAAAAGAAAGAAAAGAAUUAAGUUUAAUAACUCACUCUAAAGAAGCAGAAAGAACUGUGUUUAUUGCAAAUAUUAAUAUUAAAGUUAAACCAGCCCAAAUGAAAAAAUUUUUAAAACAGUUUGGUAAAUUAGAGUCAUAUAGAUUUCGUGGUGGUGCAUUUAUUCAGGAUGAAAAAUCAAAGAAAGUCCAUUUCUUAAAGAAAGAAUAUGAUACAAAAGUAAGAAAAACCCAAAAUUGUUAUGCUGUUUAUGCUACUUCAGAAGAUGCAGAAAAAGCUGCUAAAGAAAUUGAUGGAAAAGAGUUUUUAGGAUAUCAUUUAAGAGCUGAUUGGGAAGUUAAUAAAGGAAAGAAAAGAAAUAUUCGACAAACAAUAUUUGUUGGUAAUUUACCAUUUAAAAUGGAAGAAGAACAAUUAAGAAAACUCUUUAGCAAAGCUGGAGAAAUAGAACGUGUUAAAAUUGUUAGAGAGUCUAAAUCCGGUAUGGGAAGAGGUAUUGGUUUUGUUACAUUUACAAAUAAGGAAGACGUACAAAAAGGGCUUAAUAUGGUUGGAGAAAAAAUUAAAGGAAGACAAAUUAGAGUUGAACCAUGUUAUAAAAAUUAUGACAAAAUCAAACAAAAGAAAGCUGAAAGAAUUACUAAAGCAUUAGAAAUGAAAAAAGAAAGAAAAAGAGUUUAUAAAGAAAGAGUUAAAGCAAAUAUGGGGAAAUUAGCAAAACAAAAACAAGAAAAGAAACCAACAAAAAAAAUACAUUCAAAACAAUAA
Messenger RNA from Entamoeba nuttalli P19, 1242 nucleotides. RefSeq names its product RNA recognition motif (RRM, RBD, or RNP domain) containing protein. The record is from RefSeq and is a predicted model, not a curated record. Gene Ontology annotation, molecular function: RNA binding. Bases 1 to 1242 code for a protein of 413 amino acids. The transcript has a single exon. NCBI's taxonomy places the organism in Eukaryota, Evosea, Mastigamoebida, Endamoebidae.